AUGAGGUUCAAUGUUGAGGACUUUGAGGAAUUUGUUACGGCGCGUGAGAUGGAACAUGCACAAGCUCAGAUCGAGAACGAGUCGACAAGAGAUAAGAGAUUUCCGAGGUCCCUGUGUCAGUACACGAAUAUCAUAAAACCUGGAAUCUCAGCAGCAACGAUCGGAUCUGAGGUAUCGUCACCAUCUAUCACUUCAUCAUCUGUUUCGUCGGAUGCUUCCUCCUUCGACGCCUCAUCUACAAAUGUUGCUUCCAGUUCUAGCUCAAUGAUCAACUUAACAAAUAAGUCUCGACACUUCGAAUCGAAGGAUCUUUAUGAUAUCCCGGACCUUCCGAUAUGGAAGCCUAAAAGUUGUGGCCAAGUCAGGUUAGAAGAACAAGCGCCAAGAUACCAGAUUGAGGAAGACCUCAUAGCUCUGUAAAUCAGUUUUAUUGUAGAGGUGGACGUGAUUUCCAUUAUAGAAGUGGAGAAUAUUCUAGUGAUACGUUGAUCAAAUACAUCUUAACACAAAAUCUGACCAGUCUAUACGAAGUAAUUUAA
This is a messenger RNA of Hymenoscyphus albidus, 539 nucleotides long. The record is from the annotation of a GenBank genome assembly. Lineage: Eukaryota; Fungi; Ascomycota; Leotiomycetes; Helotiales; Helotiaceae.